AAGGGCAGUUCGCCUCCGGCCGCCGUCGAGUACGAACGGAUUGAUACGACGUUUCUCGAGCAACGCGAGGCCUCUGUUACAGCUGUGUGUUAUAUUCUCGUGACAGUUCAGUGUCCAAAUGUGCUAUCGGCUACCUCCACCCACUAUGCAGUCACUCGCGUCAUUUAUGUUUCGUUCAACGUGACUAUUCCUGACGGAUAGUGAUCGAAUGCUGGAACUUCUACAUACACGUUGCACAUCUGGAUUUCGGCGACUUUACUUCAAGUACAGGAUGCUUAACGGAAACAAUGAGACACCAUUCCAGGAGCGUCGUUUUGUAUUCAAGGACGCACUAUGAUGAAUACGUGAAACUUUAAGUAUAAAAGUGUUGCAGGAAGAAAGACAGUGUAUUGAACUUGAGAACAAAUCGUAUAAGAAUGUGUCGAAGUUCGCGAGAAGUUUCUAGCCGAAAAGAAAGGAGAGGAUGGUUGAAAUCGGUGAGAUGAUUCCAUAGAUUAUGUAGAAUGUUUUCCUGAAGAGAGUGCGGAAUCCCAUAGACGAAGAUGUGCUGCUCGGGUGGCCCUGGUGGCAUCAGAUUGACCAGAUGUGGCGUGGUUUGUGGAAUCGCGGCGCUCGCUGCUCUCAGCACAGCGCUCGUCGGUCCUGCUUGGCUUCACACCGAGGAGAAAUUGAAUAGUCCUUUUCAACCACGCAACUUUGCCAAUGUCGUGAGUGUGCAAUUCAACUUGGGGCUCUUCUUGGUCUGUCCGAAGAUCGUGGGGCCUCCCAACGUAACAUUGACUAUUUCUACACCGCCCUGUUCGUAUGUAAAAUACAAUAGCCUGGAGGAUAUACUGUCACAGGAUUUAGGAUUCACUCAACUGGAGUUCACCCCUACCGUCGUAUCGAAAAUGAGGAUCUCAGCACCGUUUCAAGUAGCUGCUGUAGCUCUUGUCCUGGCCGCCACAAUUUCAGCUUUAAUUGGACAUUGUUAUUCAGAUCACAGAACCCUGGUCGCCUGUGGAUUAUUUCUCCUUAGUGGACUCUCGUUAGGUGGUGGCCUGAUAGUCCUAGCAUCUGCUUUAUCAGAUGCAUCAUUGGAAUUGCCGGGAAAGUACAGUCUGCCCUCUACAUCGACCAUGCAAGCUGAUGACAACGGUCUGCCACAGUAUCAGUAUGGUUGGUGCCUUCAGUUGUCAGGACUGGCUUUGAUUCUCGCGGAAGUUGCCGCUGUGUUGACUAUGUCUGGGUAUAUGGCUCGUUUCUCCACAGUGGAAGAAAUGGUGAGAGUCAUGGUGCCUGGUGCUGAGAGAAAAUUACGGGAACAGAGAGGACUAAGUUCAGAGUACUUAGUCAGAGCUCACCAGAAAUCGCCUGGACCUCCACAGGCUCGAGGAUUCGGGCAGCCCUCGAAAUCAUCCCAAAGAGCUCCCGAGGAAGGAACAUCUCUGUUAUGCAAAACAGCCCCGGAUAUCUGUGCUUCGAACCCGCAAGCCAUCAGCUAUGUCGAUAAGGCAGAUCUAUCUCACGUUUUACCAGCGUAUCCAGAUGCCAAAAGUAGUGAUCCUCGAUAUACCUUCGGGGAUAAGUCAGAAGCCAGCGUUAUCGACUCACGAUUAAGCGGUUUUGCUGAUAAGGAAGGUUUAAUCGAUUCUAGAAUUCUGUCUGACUCGCGACAGAAUAUGAUAGCUUUCACAGAGAAUAAAGAACAUUCGGUUGGCCAAGAGCCACGAUAUUCCGAAUUUUCUCCUAAAACCACUGAACAAAACGUGGUGGACUCGAGAUUGAGUGGCUUUACCGAAAAGGAAGGUCUCCUCGAUUCUAGACUCAGUGGAUAUGGAGAGAAAAACGAAUCGUUGUUGGACACUCCGUUCGGAUACGAUACGCGAUACAAUAGUUUAGCAGGGCAGACAGUGCCCAUCACUCUAAAAAAUCAGAACACGUCUGUCUCGGCUAUUCAGUCUCAAUAUAUUUAUCAGAAUUUUGGCACGAUACAUUCUGGGAUUUUAAGGGUAUCCGAGCCAGGAACUAGUUCUAGUUCGAAUUCGAGUCAGAAAAGUAUGACGCUGCAGAACCCGAAGAGAAAGUCACAGAUCGCCCAAAAUACAUUUAGCACGAUGGAGUGUGAGAAGAGGAAACGAGGACCUGGCAUGGCUGGUAAAACAGGUUUCUACACAGGUAGCGCCGUAUGACCACCACCACCUCCUCCGACGCCCAGGUAACUGCAAGAGGAGGAAACGCCACUUUAAGCCUCUACAUUAGAAGAGGAAUCAGUGGCGUGCAACCUAUUUCGUCGGAGGAAUGCACUUUAUUUUGACAACUCUCGUGAAAGAAAUCUGUAUUAUCGAGGGAUAUGCACAGAUCUCGGUCGUAUCUAUAGUUGAUAAGGUGGAUAUUGACAAAAAUAUGGUUAUCAUGUGAGUGAAUAGUAUCCACAGCUGAUCGUAUAGUUCCCUGUGAUUCGUCAGCGAAUGAUAAACUGGAAGCUGAAGAUUCUUUUGUGAAUAAGGUGCAAACUACUUAAGAAAUUAGAUGCAGACUAAUGAGAAAAGAACUUGUAUAUACAAUAUCAAUAAUAAGGUUGACGUUGAGCUCCUUUUCUGCGAAAGAAUAACUCGAAACGAAUUUUUCUAACGUUUCGUAACUACCCAAGCGACGUGUCACAUAGUCAUUAUAACAGCCGACAUGUUAAUCGAUAAAAUAAAGAGAAAACAAGAUUCGUGGUAGCGUGCAUAAACUAGGCGUAGCGUUAAGUGGCAUAAGCAACGUAUCUUUAAAAGGAUUAAUGUAUAGGCUCGAUUUUACUGGGUAAUUUAUGCCUUCUACUUGGGCCGUGAUCUCUUUGCCACUAUAAAAUCUAGUCGAUCGUACUUUGCGUGUCGAUGCAGCAGGAAUGACAGAGGUACAGGGUUGCCAGUCGUUUGAUCCGCUUAAUAAUUUUACUCUGGAGCGAGAGAUAGUUUAACGCAUUUAUUAUCGCAAAUUCCAUCGGUGCAUAAACCUUUCCUCCAGUUAUCGUUUUAUAAGUGAAGCAACCGAUAGUGUCGACCAUGAUUCGCAUGGAAAGUAGAUCAAGAGACAUGGGAACUCGCAACUCGCCGUUAAAUUUAUCCUCUACUAAUCACGUAAUCGCGUUCUCAAGCUGCAUAACCAAUGGAAUGGAGCUAUAAGUCGAAGAAGAAUAUUAAUGUAGUCGAUAUGCUGUAACAUAUAACUCGGUGAUCGUGAUAUACUCACGAAUACUCAAUCGCGCGUAAACUCGCUUGGCUAUUUUCGGGAAAAGAGAGAAUGCCGUGAGUUACGAGCGAUAAUUCGAGAAAACGACCGUUUGACGAAUCGUGGAAAAGAUUUUACCAUAGGAACGGAUCAUCGACAUGAAGCACAAUAAAUAUUAUUAUACGGGGAAAAAGGAAUAAAUGGAUUAGAGUACAAAACAUUUUCUUACUACUACAUCAAACGAUGUACCAUCGUUCGCUUAGCUGUCUAUUAUUUAAAUGAUCGUUUCCCUUGAUCGUUAUUCAUCUAUGGCAAAGUCUUUCAUUGCGUUCGCCAAUUUUGGACAUAUCAAGAACACGAAGAAAUGUUUUUAAUCCAAUCCGACACGAAAUCGUGAUUCAAACUUCCUUCCUAUUUCCUCGCGGGGUGCUCUACGCAAGGGUUGAGAAUAUUUUGAACAUCUCAAAGAUCCCGUUAAAAAUUUCACCCUCGAGCAGGAUCGUACGUUGUUGUGUAUGUAACGUCGUGACUUGCGUAUAUUCACGUAUACAGAUCGUAGGUAAGUGUAAUAAAACUUUUUUUUUUUUUCUAAACGCGUUGUUUCCUUACCCAACCCAUUCGAAUAAAAUUGUACGUAAUCUUGUCGUUGUGAUUUAUUCAAGAUUAUCCGUAAUAAAAACCGUUUCUGUAUCGUUGAAUUAUUCGGUCACUUCACUUUGAAAAUCUUUUACUAGCAACAGCUAUGAAUUUUACCUGUAUGUGUAUUUAUAAUGUAUAUGUAUACGUAAUAUUGUAUUUUCUGCUACUCGUACAUUUCUCUAAGCUGUUAGAUUUCCGUAUCUCUUUUAUAUCAUUUUAGUAUCGUUUGCAAUAUUUUCUUACUUGUUAUACGUGUUGCAUAUUAUAUAUCAAAUUUUCUCUGUACUAAAACCAUAACACACGUUUUAACCAAGCGGAUUACCAUUUUACUAUCGAUCAUGAAAAUGUUUACGAACUAAAACCUAGCGUUUUCAAUACCUUUUUAAACGAUAAGAACUAUGUGACAUAAAACACAAAUUUGUACGAAAAAAUGUAUCAACUGAAACUAUUAAAUUUUCCCAAUUA
Bombus pascuorum is the source of this 4299-nucleotide messenger RNA. RefSeq lists its product as uncharacterized. The record is from RefSeq and is a predicted model, not a curated record. Gene Ontology annotation, molecular function: voltage-gated calcium channel activity; channel regulator activity. NCBI's taxonomy places the organism in Eukaryota, Metazoa, Arthropoda, Insecta, Hymenoptera, Apidae. The transcript has 7 exons. The coding region runs from base 543 to 2171 and encodes 542 amino acids. Gene Ontology annotation, biological process: regulation of AMPA receptor activity; transmission of nerve impulse; neurotransmitter receptor transport, postsynaptic endosome to lysosome. Gene Ontology annotation, cellular component: AMPA glutamate receptor complex; postsynaptic density membrane.